Hevea brasiliensis (rubber tree) is the source of this 1443-nucleotide messenger RNA. RefSeq names its product porphobilinogen deaminase, chloroplastic. Gene Ontology annotation, biological process: heme biosynthetic process. The coding region runs from base 99 to 1244 and encodes 381 amino acids. The record is from RefSeq and is a predicted model, not a curated record. Gene Ontology annotation, molecular function: hydroxymethylbilane synthase activity. The transcript has 5 exons. Gene Ontology annotation, cellular component: cytoplasm. NCBI's taxonomy places the organism in Eukaryota, Viridiplantae, Streptophyta, Magnoliopsida, Malpighiales, Euphorbiaceae.
ACAACGAAGCCAUUCCUUGGAAGCCAACCCAUCACUUCCAUCAUCUUCUUUCCUUUUGCUAGUCUUUCUCUCCUCUUUCUGUAGGCACAGGCUUGCCAAUGGAGACGCUAUCUUCCCUGUCUACAAGCCAAGGUCUCAUGUCAUGUCCUUCUUCUUCAGUCAUCUCUCGCACUGGUGGGUCUGUUUCAGUUAUUGGGUUUUCUCUUCCACGUUUCAAGACUCGAUCUUUACCAAAUUGCAUUAGGAAACAAAGUUCGACGGUCCCAAGGGCCUCGGUUGCCAUUGAACAGCAGACCAAAGAACCCGAAGUUGCUCUUAUAAGAAUUGGCACAAGAGGAAGCCCACUAGCAGUUGCCCAGGCUUAUGAGACACGGGACAAACUCAUGGCAAUACAUUCUGAGCUAGCUGAAGAAGGGGCUAUUCAAAUCGUGAUAAUAAAGACAACAGGAGAUAAAAUAUUAACUCAACCACUUGCAGAUAUAGGUGGGAAAGGAUUGUUUACAAAAGAAAUAGAUGAGGCAUUAAUAAGUGGUGAAAUUGACAUUGCAGUCCACUCCAUGAAAGAUGUCCCCACGUAUUUACCAGAGAAGACAAUCCUUCCAUGUAACCUUCAGCGGGAGGAUGUUAGAGAUGCAUUUAUUUCCUUGAGUGCAUCUUCACUGGCUGAGCUUCCUGCUGGGAGUGUCAUUGGUACUGCUUCCCUCAGAAGAAAGUCACAAAUACUCAACAGAUAUCCAUCACUCACUGUCUUAGAGAAUUUUCGAGGGAAUGUUCAGACACGGCUGAGAAAACUUAAUGAAGGAGUGGUCCAAGCAACGCUAUUGGCAUUAGCUGGACUUAAACGCUUAAAUAUGACAGAAAAUGUGACUUCAGUUCUUUCACUUGAUGACAUGCUACCAGCAGUUGCCCAAGGGGCAAUUGGAAUUGCUUGUCGAAGUGAUGAUGAUAAAAUGGCUGAUUACCUAGCUUCAUUGAACCAUGAGGACACUAGACUAGCAGUUGCAUGUGAGAGGGCCUUCCUUGAAACCUUGGAUGGAUCAUGCCGCACUCCAAUUGCUGGGUAUGCUUGUAAAGGUGAGGACGGUGAUUGCAUAUUCAAAGGGCUGGUGGCUUCUCCAGAUGGAACCCAAGUACUAGAAACUUCUAGAAAAGGUCCCUAUACUUUUGACGAUAUGGUUAUGAUGGGAAAGGAUGCUGGCAAGGAACUUCUUUCGCGGGUAGGCCCAGGAUUCUUUGAUAGUUGAAGAGCUUAAUAGCAGCUUAAGAAGGCUGCAUGGUUUAAUUUUUAGGCGUAGCACUUUAGGCUUCCUGUUCCUUGAUCCCUCUUGAUCUAUUAUUCAUCAUAUAAUUAAGAGGAAUAGCUGUUUGAUUUGUUGUAAAGUAGAAGGGAAUGUUUGGAGGCUGAUAAUUUGUGAAAAGCCAAUUUUUGCUUGCUCUUUCUCA